Molecule: messenger RNA, 1617 nt
Organism: Melampsora larici-populina 98AG31
Lineage: Eukaryota; Fungi; Basidiomycota; Pucciniomycetes; Pucciniales; Melampsoraceae
Exons: 7
Coding region: 92-1147 (351 amino acids)
Source: RefSeq, a predicted model, not a curated record
AUUCAACAAAUCUUGGAAAUAUAAAACGUACAUACAUUCAUCUCAAAUCACCAAACCAUCAAACCAUCAUUCUCAAAGCUAACUACCAUCAAUGACUACCCCAGUGAAAACUAAUCAACCCACUCAAACCCAAGCCUACGAUGAGAACGAUCAUCAAAUCCCUAGCUUACUAUUUGCUAUACCAUUUCCGACGCCUGCGAAUCAUCACAAAACCACUGAAUCAAGUCCACCUUUCUUACUCUAUACAUUCCCUCGAUCAGUUUAUGAGAAGCCUCCAGUAGAUCCACGAACUGGAAAACCCGGUAAAGAGAAACUUAUCAAGAAAGCUGAAAGGAUUUGGCAACAAGAGGUUAGAGAGGGUGAAGAAAUCAAGAGAGGUGAACAUAAAGAUGCAGGAACGUGGAAAAAGUUCAAAGGUGCAGCUGCCAGGACUGCUUCUAGUGUAAUCAAAUAUAUGCCUAAUAGUACGAUUGAGACUUUGGGUAGAUUACCGCCCAAGCAAAAACUUGGAACAGUCCAGAUCAUAUACCCCGCCAACAAAGACGUUUCUCCAACCAUCAACGUUCCUCGAUUAACUGAAUUCGAAAUGAAGGAAAGUUUCACCAAGAUGUUACAAAGUGCUAAGAAACAAGCAUUUAAACAAUCUAUCAUCUCGGGAUGUCUACUUCCUGUUACCGCAGCCAUCGAUUUUUUCUUAAUCAUACCAAUCUUUGCGUUUGAAGUUAAUAUUGCCUAUUUCAGCUUGCAAACUAAUGGUGCUCGAAAGGUAAAAGCCUUGACCAAUUCAGAAAACCAAGCUGCCAAGAAGGGAAAAGCGACUAAUAGCAAUCAAGAUUCAGAUACACCAGAUAAUUCAUCAAUCUUUAUUUUCCAACAAGCCACCCCUAACACAUUUUCAAAUACAAUCAAUUAUUUAUACUCACAAUGUUCAUUGAUAGAUGGAAGGAAAUUUCCUAUAGUGAAAGGUAUCAAUUUACCUAAUUAUCAACCUAAUCGAAACAUAGUAGAAGGUAUGAUUUCAGAAUUUCAAGCUUGUUUACCUGAACAAGUCACUCAACGACAUUUACUUAAUGUGGAUCGAGCUGCUGAAGAUUUGGCUAGAACUUUACGUAAAGCUGCUAAAGAAUAUGUUAAGACUCUUGAAUGAAAUUCCAUAGAAUUAGUCAACUUCUAUACACAUUUUUUUGGAUUGUCAUCUUUUGUUUUUCAUCCUAGUUCAACUUUAUUAGCAAUAUUUUUUUCUCUUUGCUCAUUUACUCUAAUACCAUCUGUUCUGUUAAUUUGGAUAGGUUAUCUUCAUUUUUCUCUAUGUAACCUUCUAUCGUAUUGUAAACAUGAUUUCUGAUCAUUCGUCUAUAAACUUGAAGCAUGCACUUUUUUAAUUUUUUCAGACUAGAAUAAACUUCAAAUCAACUCAUCAAUUUCACUCUUCAUCUCAUUUUUACUAGAUGCUCACUUAAUCAACUGUCCUCUGCAUACACUCGUCUUUUUUCGUCUUUUUUCAUCUUUCUUCCUAAUGUUUUUUCAUGUCCACGAUACGGACGUCUAUUUUUGAUUUGGAGUUGUUAUUUUAUGAGAUCCAAUGACAAGUAUUUCUUAACUGAUUUGACAAUUUUC